Molecule: messenger RNA, 1261 nt
Organism: Symphalangus syndactylus (siamang)
Lineage: Eukaryota; Metazoa; Chordata; Mammalia; Primates; Hylobatidae
Gene: TSLP
Product: thymic stromal lymphopoietin
Biological process (GO): positive regulation of interleukin-13 production; antimicrobial humoral immune response mediated by antimicrobial peptide; positive regulation of interleukin-5 production
Cellular component (GO): extracellular region
Molecular function (GO): cytokine activity; interleukin-7 receptor binding
Source: RefSeq, a predicted model, not a curated record
CUCGGAAGACUGCUAGACAGACAUCUUCUAGGGCGCUCUCCCUGACUCACUUGGCUGCGCUUUUAAGCACUCUUUUCUGGAUCAACAGGAGUUUGCUAUUUCUUUCAGGAAAAUCUUCAUCUUACAACUUGUAGGGCUGGUGCUAACUUACGACUUCACUAACUGUGACUUUGAGAAGAUUAAAGCAGCCUAUCUCAGUACUAUUUCUAAAGACCUGAUUACAUAUAUGAGUGGGACCAAAAGUACCGAGUUCAACAACACCGUAUCCUGUAGCAAUCGGCCACACUGCCUUACUGAAAUCCAGAGCCUAACCUUCAAUCGCACCGCCGGCUGCGUGUCACUCGCCAAAGAAAUGUUCGCCAUGAAAACUAAGGCUGCCUUAGCAAUCUGGUGCCCAGGCUAUUCGGAAACUCAGAUAAAUGCUACUCAGGCGAUGAAGAAAAGGAGAAAAAGGAAAGUCACAACCAAUAAAUGUCUGGAACAAGUGUCACAAUUACUAGGAUUGUGGCGUCGCUUCAGUCGACCUUUACUGAAACAACAGUAAACCAUCUUUAUUAUGGUCAUAUUUCACAGCACCAAAAUAAAUCAUCUUUAUUAAGUAGAUGAAACAUUAACUCUAACUGUGACAAAGAAGACCACAAAUAGUUAUCUUUUAAUUACAGAAGAGUUUCUUAACUUAUUUUUGUAAGUUUUUAUUGUGUAAGUUUAUAAUGCAGGGGAAGUACUACUCCUCAAAUGUUGAGGGAAGCUUCCAUAACAUUGAUGACUGGCUUCAUGGCAGUAAUUCUCGGCUGUAAUUGCAUAAGCAUUGCUCAAGAGGAAAAUCCAAAAGUGCAGCAGGAGAACUCUUUUCCCUGAAAAAGGAAAAAUAUUGAACUCAAUGAUAGCACCAAAACUUACAUUUAAAAGACAGACAUUCCUUCUACAUGUAAUGACACUUCUUGUGUUAAAAUAAAAAUUUACAAGAGAAGAAAGUGAAAGCAAAUGAGGUUUCAUAAAUAGUUGUAAAUAUAGUGAGGCAAUUUGAAAUAAUUUUCAAGCAAAAUAUUGUGAAAGUAUUCUAAGCCAAGUUUUAAAUAUUAUCUAACAGGCGACAGUGGUAUAUAAAAGUAGAUCCUGAGAAGUACUUUUGUUACAGCUACUAUAAAUAUACAUAUAAAUUAUAGAAUGUACUUUAAUUUAUUUUAUGAACACUUUUCAAAAUGUACAUUCCUUUGUAAUUGACACUAUAUAUUUCUUAAUAAAACAGUUCUCAAAUUUG